AUGGAGGAUCCCAAAUUUAAUGAGUCGCUCAAAGUGGAGACUAGAUCAUUUGUGACCAGUUCACACGAAGGGCUCACUCACCUCAUCACAUGCCAUAAAUUAAAUGGCCAAAACUAUAUCCAAUGGAUAAGGUUAGUCAAGAUCUUCCUCGAAGGAAAAGGAAGGGAAGGCUACACCACAGGAGGUUCUAAAUGUCUCGAAAAAGGAGACAAAAACUUUCAAAAAUGGAAACUUGAGAACAGCCAAGUAAUGUCAUGGCUGCUCAAUACCAUGACAAAUGAAAUUGGUGAAAAUUUCAUGUUCUAUGACACUGCAAAAGAGAUAUGGGAUGCAGUGAAGGAAACAUACUCAAAUGUUGACAAUACAUUUGUCGUAUUUGAGAUUAAAAACAUUCUUCAUGACCUUCGAUAG
This is a messenger RNA of Vicia faba (fava bean), 411 nucleotides long. The record is from the annotation of a GenBank genome assembly. Lineage: Eukaryota; Viridiplantae; Streptophyta; Magnoliopsida; Fabales; Fabaceae.